This is a messenger RNA of Spirodela intermedia, 4830 nucleotides long. The record is from the annotation of a GenBank genome assembly. NCBI's taxonomy places the organism in Eukaryota, Viridiplantae, Streptophyta, Magnoliopsida, Alismatales, Araceae.
AUGACCCGGAGGAGGGGGCGGGAGGAGGAACCCGAGCUUGACGCUUCGUACACGAACGCCGCCGGCCCCUCGCGGAAGAGGCGCCGCGGCAGGCGACAGCUGCUGGUGGAAGAGGGAGCGGCUGAUGCCCUUGCCUCCACAGAUAAGGUGAAGGUUGGAUAUGCGGACCAAGGCGCGACAGACGGUAGUGGUUCGACUGUGGUGGUGGUGAAUGGCCUGCCCUCUGACUGUACAGUCCUCGAGCUCAAGUCUCGGAUGCAGAUGUACGGUUCCAUCGCCCGCAUCCGAAUUGACGACGGCGAGGGGCUUGGCUACGUCAAGUAUCGAAACCCAGACCAGUCCCGAGCAGCAAUUGCGGCCGCUGCGAAUCCUGUUCUCGGCAUCACGAUCGGUACUGGAAAGGUACAUAUUUCUCCGCUCUCCAGGACUUCAUACUCUCGUGAUUCUGCUCUUGCGUUUGUUUUCCGUUCCCAAUUUCCUUGCCAUGAUCUGUAGCCUUUCUUUUUUCCCCUCCUUCUAGCUUUAAUUGGUAUUUCUCGGGGACAUGUGUGAUCGGAACCGAGAAAUGUCUUGCUUCAACCUUUGUAAGAACUGGGGAGAUGGACAGAAAGAAUGCAAAAUUUUAAUCAUUCACUUGCCGGUGGGCAUCUUACAAUCCGAAUCUUCCUUCCUCAUGGAUGAGUAUUCAAACAUUUCUGGAGGCUGAAGGUACCAGCAAGCUGAGUGACAACCAAUUUGGAGAUGUCCAUUGUAUUCAUGCUUGAUUGAAAAGAUGGUUGGUGUUUUCGUUUUCCUCUCUGUCAUACAUAUCAUUGUUGAAAUCUUUGAAGUUUUCUCUCAGCUGUCGAUUAAAGUGUCAGUCUUACAAUGAGUAAGAUUUCAGUCUUGUUUCAUCCCUUGGAACCUUUUCAUGGUAAAUCCACUGGGCUCAACUUGAUUAUGAUAAAAUAAUAUGAAGCAAUUGGUGAUAUAUAGGUUGAAUUGGACACAAUUUUACUUUUAAAAGUGAUAUGAUGGUGUAUGAGAGACUGAAAUCAAAUGGUUACUUAAAGAUAUGUACAUUUUUAUUUCGUUUUAAUCAGUAGCUGUUUGGUGGUUAACUCCGCAAUUUAAUAUGCUAUUGUAUACGGAUUUGCACUUUGGUUGCGGUUGUCUUACAAGGCAAUACGUUCAUGUAGGGCAUUAAUGAACUUUUGGAUACUAAAAUGCUCGCACCUGAACUAUUUGCCUCAAAACAACUGAUUGUACUGCACAUGCAUACGGAUAUUUUGAAGGCUGCACUGUGCUGGUACCAAACUAUUCUUAUACAGUAGGCAGUUCGCUGUAUCUCACCUUUAAGACCUUGACAGCUUUUCUAUUUAUUUAUAAUCUUGAUGGGAUCUUCUGUGAAUCAGUGAUGCAUCUACUAGUUUUGGCCUAAAGUUUCGUUUUUAGAAGUGUACUUUUGGCUUCCUUCUUUUUGAGAAUCAUCUACAAAGACUCGUUACUUUUUAGGUUGUGACGCAUUGAGGACCAUGUCUAACUUCUUGCAAAGUCUUGUGUAUGUAUAGAAAGCGGUAGUUAAAUGAUACGCAAAUCUGAGUGGAAGAUUCGUAGCCUUCCUUCUUUUUGAGAAUCAUCUACAAAGACUCUUUACGUUUUAGGUUGUGACUCAGUGAGGACCAUGUCUAACUUCUUGCAAAGUUUGGUGUAUGUCUAGUAAGCGGGAGUUAAAUGAUAUGCAAAUCUGACUGGAAGAUUUGUAGCCUUCAACAAGUGUAAAUAUGCUGCAUUCAUAGUUGGGCUUGUCUGCAGAGAACUAAGGGUGAAAAUCUUUAUGGAUACCAAGAUUAUCCACUCGCUGAGUGUGCUCUAUUUCAUUUCAUUGUCGCUCAUUUAAUGUCUAACAUGAUGUUACAUGCUAAUAGAUAUUUGGCUAGUAAGAUGGUGCAAUCGUGCCUUAACGUUUCAAUUUCCAUUAAUGUGGAUGUAAUAAUCAAUUAUUUUUUUCCUUCAUUUUUAUGAUGGUGAAAUAAGUGGAGAUGGUUCGUUACAUUGGUAAUAUAAUUUAAAUUAUGGUGCAUCUGCCAUUUUUUAUGGAUCAGGUUACAUAGUUUGAGAUAAUUAUUCAAUCUACUUGAUUCUAUUUGGGCUUGUUAAACUUUUUCUAGGGAUAUGUCCGGCGUGCUCUUAGAUAAUUCCUAAUCUCCUGCCUAUUUUCCUAUUUUUUACCACAAGGAUGGAGUUCACUGCCAUAUCUAUUAAUCGUUCACUGCACUUCUGUGGUUUUCUAUUGACACUUUUUGUGAUUUGAUCAAAUACUAAUUAUAGCCAACACAUAGCAAUGCAGUCCGUCAAGAGCAGCUCCUAAUCUUAUUCAACUUUCUUUGGCCCUAGUCCUUGAUGCUUCCUUAUAGACCUUAUGAGUUGAAUGUUAUGGUCUCUCAACAGGGCUCUAUGUCAUUCCCCUUUGAUGAAAACGUCAGAAUACUGGUAUCACUCCAAUUGAUAAUCAAGUGUUGAUCAACCAGUAGAAAUCAUGGAGUUUGAGAGCCAAUGUUAACUCUCUUCUUGUGUCCUUCCGUGGUUAAUCAUUUAUUGAUUCUUGCAAUAUCACCUGCUUGAGUCAGACAAUAUGUGAUCCUGUGGCAUUAGUUGACAUUGUUGUUGCUUUUCAUCAGUGUGGUUUCAACAUUAAUUGUCAUAAAAGGGCACGCAUGUUCAAUGGACCUCUACAUUUUGUGACUGAAAAAAGCCAGAAGAAGGAAUGUUUCCUGGUUGAAACAGUGUCUCAAGAUUGCAUAAUUUGGAUUUGAAAACGUUCUCACCUGCUGUGGACUAGUUUUUUUCUUUUUGCUUCCUUCAACACCUUGAAUUAUUUUUAUUCCAUAUAUCUCCCGUAAGAAACUUUACCACUAUAAAUAAGCCCUCUAGGUAGAGCGCUGUAAAUACAGAAUAUUCGUUUUAUACCCAUUCACUCGUGUUAAUUUUUCUAAAGUGACAGCACUACAUAUUUUAUAUGAGAAAUUUGAAACGAACUUGGUUAGUGUUGGGGAGAGGCAUUAUUAAGAAGUUACUUAGUAAAUAGGGGGAGGGAGGAAAGGCGUCAAUGGGAGAUGGUGGGGGAUGACUGUGAAUUUGAGUGACAUAUAUUAAUGUGGAGGGGUUAUCAACGGUGGUUUAUUAGUUUUAUGCUAUAUUUUGUUCACACUGAUGUAUGUGAUUUCAUGAUGAUAUAACCUUAUAUGGAUGUGGGGGAGAGGGAGGAGAUGUCAAUGGAUAAGCUUACAGAAUAUGUUAAAUUGUUUUCAUACAAAGGAUAGAAGUGUUAUUUUGGGACAUUUUUUGAUGAUUUUUAUGCAUUUUAUUCGUACCAACUGCCAUAUUUGGAUUUAUUUUGUGACAUUUGUAUUGGGUCUUUCCAUAUUUGGAGUAGAAAAGAAGAUUUGAUUUUCGUGUGGUGAGGAAAUGAUAGAUACGUGGUUUAGAUACGUAUUAGACAGUUUCAUUUUCAAUUAUUUUUCCAAAUCAGGAACAGGAUGGACUCUAUUUAUCACUUCAUUAUCUGUUCUGCUUUACAGCCAGUCCUGAUCAAAGAUUUUAGUUUUUUGAUCUUGUUAAGAAAGUUAAGUGCUUGUCCUUUUACUGCAUUCAGGAAAACGACGGAAGGAGACCCUUGGGUUUCACCAUUUUUAUGGAGCCAGUAAAGACAAAACAUAAAGCCUUAAAUAAGUACCUAUGUCCUCUUUAUGGUUUCGCCUUAAAAAAUGAUAUUUGUCGAGGGCUUCAUUCUUGCAUUUUCCCAUCUCUGGAUAUAUUUUUCUUCAAAUUGCUGUUAUUCGUGUUAUAAAUGAGGAAAAUCGUAAAAUGAAUUCCUAAUAAAAUAAUAGUACAUUGAAAUUAGUCCCUAACAAAUAGGAUGAUCACAGUUUCCUAAAGUCUUUGCCCUUAAACAUUUAUUAAAAAUGGUAGCCAAACACUUUUUAGACAACAUUAUGUUAAGACAGACAGUGGUGAGUAUUCUUCCAAGUUUAACUUUUGUCAGCUCAUCUUCAUGACAAGGAUCCCAUGGAGUGAGAAAUGGUCAACUUGUCUACUAUCUACCAUUUCUUUUCUUUUUUUUCCCGACUUUCUCAGAAAGGUUUUGAUUUUUGCUAGAAAGGGUUGAUUUUUGUUCAUAAUGUCCCAAACUUCACCUUGGAUGCUAACGUUAGAUCCCAAAUUGGUUUGUGAAAGGAAACCUGUGCAUAUCAGUUGCUCAAAAGAAGAGUUUUUUUAAUUAACAUAAAUAAGAUAUUUUCUAUCUUGAACUUCAAAUUUAUAAAAUAAAUUUGUGCUCGAUUAAAGAGGAACUGAAAAGCUUUUGUUUCAGUAAGAACGGUGAAGCUACACUGUAGGAAUGGUUGUUAAUGAGGCUGAGGCUUAUUUCAAUGUUGAAAUAAGGUGCAAACUGCUUCACCUGAUUUUGUCAGACAAAUGGGCUCUAUAGCAUGUCCCGGGGCAUUUAAUAGCUACCUCAUUCCUUCGUUUCUGUACUGUUUUUUUUCAAGGUCGUGAAGAAGCCAGUCCAGCAUGUGUUCCGUGUUUCAACUGUCAGUGUUUAUUUUCUCAAAAAUAUCUCUUCUUUACCAAUUUCAGGUGCAAGUGUAUGAAGCGAGUGAACCUGCACCUCAAUGGCAACCUAGCACUGGCUUGUCUGGCCCAUCUAAACUGCUGAGAGCAGAACAUCCACUGCGAAAAUAUGGCAGGGGCAAUAAGUUGCUCAGUGAGGGUAGGUUGACUUUUGACAGGGGAGGGUCAGACAUGCAGCAUGAUGGUAGGCAAAUCGUUGCCUACGAUGAUAUUCUUUAG